Messenger RNA from Knipowitschia caucasica, 390 nucleotides. NCBI's taxonomy places the organism in Eukaryota, Metazoa, Chordata, Actinopteri, Gobiiformes, Gobiidae. The record is from the annotation of a GenBank genome assembly.
AUGAAUCUUAUGUCUUUUUUCAAGAAGACGGACAAGUUGCAUGAUGCUACUAAACGAGUGAGGAAAGCAGCAAGUGGCGAUGCUAGUAACCAGGAGGCAGAGGCUAGCCCCGCAACAGGUGACCUGGUUCAUAGCCCGCCUGAGUGGGGGGCAGAUACAGCGCACCCGAUCAGCCAUCAUGUGGACCGCCACCAACAACCGGAGCAAGUGGCCAGUAUGGAGAUAUCAGCUAGCCAAUUACAGCAGCAAGAGGCGGGAACCACGACAUCAACGCGCUUCUUUCAUGAAGCGUCAGAAGGAGAGGAGCGCGCACUGAGCGGAGAGGAAUGUGGUUCAUCCAGCGACAGGUCAGGUGCGCAACUGUUUGGACUGCUGCUCAGUUCAAGGUGA